AUGGCGGGUGGGGGACAGGGAGGGGAGGAGGGGGUGCAUUAUCAAAGACAACCAGAGAGGUUGACGAAGACGCAGCAGGAGAAGGCGGCGACGGCGAAAUUGAAGUUGGAGCAUUUCUAUAAGGUUGCUGUUGAGCAAGCUGUUGAGCGGAAUCAGCGACGACUCGAGGCUGAACAGAGACUGGCCCAAGACCGGGGAUCUGAGGAGAGAAAACAGAGACAGUUGAGAAGUUUGGGAGAGAAGGAGAGUCAGUACUGUAGAUUACGACGAACCAGACUCGGCCUCGAUGAUUUCCAUACCGUGAAGGUCAUCGGAAAGGGUGCUUUUGGAGAGGUCCGCUUGGUACAGAAAGUCGAUACCGGCAAGAUUUACGCCAUGAAGACACUUCUCAAGUCCGAGAUGUUCAAGAAGGAUCAGCUCGCACACGUCCGUGCAGAGCGUGAUGUCCUCGCCGAAUCUAACUCCGAAUGGGUUGUGCAGUUGUUCUACUCAUUCCAGGAUGUGAAUUAUCUGUAUUUGAUUAUGGAGUUCUUGCCCGGUGGUGAUUUGAUGACGAUGUUGAUUAAGUGGGAUACGUUUAGUGAGGAUGUGACGAGGUUUUAUAUUGCGGAGUGUGUGUUGGCGAUUGAAGCGAUUCAUAAGCUUGGGUUCAUUCACCGUGAUAUCAAGCCUGACAACAUCCUCAUCGAUCAGUCUGGUCACGUCAAGCUCUCCGACUUUGGUCUCUCGACAGGUUUCCACAAGACUCACGACUCGGCAUACUACCAGCGUCUUCUCACAGCACCAAAGCCUUCAUCCUCGUCAUCGAACCCUCAAACUCAGAUCCAUCUGACCUUGAAGGAGCGCGUGGCAACUUGGAAAGCAAACCGUCGUGUCAUGGCUUACUCCACCGUCGGUACGCCCGACUACAUCGCCCCCGAAAUCUUCCUCCAGCAAGGCUACGGCAUGGAAUGCGACUGGUGGUCCCUCGGCGCAAUCAUGUUCGAAUGCCUUGUCGGCUGGCCCCCCUUCUGCUCCGAAAACGCCCACGAAACAUACCGCAAAAUCAUCAACUGGCGCGAACAACUCUACUUCCCCGAAGACGUCCACAUCUCCGCCGAAGCCGAGGACCUCAUCCGUCGUCUCAUCACUUCCGCCGACCACCGUCUCGGCCGCCACUCUGCUGACGACCUCAAGGCGCAUCCGUUCUUUGCGGGUGUUAAUUGGGCGACGAUUAGACAGGUUGAGGCGCCGUUUAUUCCGCAGUUGAAGAGUAUUACUGAUACGAGUUACUUCCCGACGGAUGAGUUGGAGGAUGUGCCGGAUGCGCCGGCGGUUGCGGCGAUGAGGCAGCAGCAGGAUACGGCGGGUGCGCAGCAGAGUGGGAAUGGAGUUGCGGAGACUGGAAAGGAUUUGGCGUUUGUUGGGUAUACGUAUAAGAGGUUUGACAUGAUGACCAAGAAGGGAAUGUGGUAG
Messenger RNA from Saitoella complicata NRRL Y-17804, 1455 nucleotides. Its product is annotated as Serine/threonine-protein kinase orb6. Gene Ontology annotation, biological process: peptidyl-serine phosphorylation; intracellular signal transduction. NCBI's taxonomy places the organism in Eukaryota, Fungi, Ascomycota, Saitoellomycetes, Saitoellales, Saitoellaceae. The record is from RefSeq and is a predicted model, not a curated record. Gene Ontology annotation, molecular function: protein serine/threonine kinase activity; ATP binding. The coding region runs from base 1 to 1455 and encodes 484 amino acids. The transcript has 4 exons.